Chaetomium strumarium is the source of this 1611-nucleotide messenger RNA. RefSeq lists its product as uncharacterized. NCBI's taxonomy places the organism in Eukaryota, Fungi, Ascomycota, Sordariomycetes, Sordariales, Chaetomiaceae. Bases 486 to 1475 code for a protein of 329 amino acids. The transcript is spliced from 2 exons. The record is from RefSeq and is a predicted model, not a curated record.
AGCCGCCAUUUAACUUACCUCUGUAAAUGCAUCACCCGGGUACUCGCUUAUCCCAAUGGACUUCACUUGACCCCGGAGAGAGGGACUCAAGGGAAUACCUUCCAGGUGUGGGUUGCAUCUAUUUCACCGUAAUCCCGUCCUUCAACGAUUCAAUACGCCGGGUCCUUCGGAGCGGGCCGCGUUGCAUCAGCCCGCCGUGUGGAUUCCGGUUUCGAGAGACGUGAUGUCAUCGACAAACAACAGGACCCUGGAACUGGCAAGUGCUGUGCACUUCAGAGGGUGACCACUAAACGUCACCAUGAUACACUUGCAUCAAGGUCUUGCUACAAUACAAGUAGUGAUCUAAGCAUCUCGUGCAACCGUUCCCGGGCUAAAUCAUCGUUGUGAACCCUCUCAGCAACGGAGAGUCGCCAUCACCACAACUGCCACAAUCCAUCAACAACACCCGACGAACUAAGAAUCACAAACCCAUCAUCACAGGAACAAUGCAGUCCGUCCUCCAAUCAGUAACCGGCCUCGGUCCGAAGCCCGUCCACCCAGACAAUCUCGACGGCUGCGUGGCCGUCGUGGUAGGCGGCGCUUUCGGCAUCGGCUUCGAAGUCUCCCGCGCCCUGGCCAACGCAGGCUGCCGUGUCAUCAUGGUGAACCGCAAGCAGGACCAAGGGGAGGACGCCAAGGCCACCAUCGCAGCCGAGUCCCCCGGCGCACAGGCCGAGUGGGUCGAGUGCGACAUGGGCAACCUCAAGCAGGUGCGCGAGGUGUUUAGCCAGUUGGCCAAGGAGAAGCUGGACCGGCUGGACUACCUGGUGCUGUCGGCGGGCAUCAACACCAACGAGUUCGGCCUGGAUGCGGACGGCAUCGACCGGCAUUUCGGCGUCAACUUCCUCGGGCAGUUCUACGUGUGCAACCUGCUCUGGCCGGUGCUGAGGAAGACGGCGAGGAAGGGCUCGCAGCCGAGGGUGGUGUUCGAGGCGAGCGAGAUGCACCGCGGCGCGCCCAACAACGUGCAUUUUGCGAGCCUGGAGGAGAUCAACGACUCGAAUCUGGGGCCGACCGAGCUGUACGCGCGGACGAAGCUGGCCAUGAUUCUGUUUGCCAAGUACGGCUUGGCGGGCAAGGUGAUCAAGGAGAAUGAAGACGACAUCAUCGCGACGACAGUCCACCCUGGAGCGGUCAAUACCGCCAUGCAGCAACAAUGGAAGGAUGCCUACCCGGGGAUAACCGGAAAGUUGCUCACGUGGGCGAUGCUUGCAUUUGGCCGCGAUGUCAAGCAAGGCGCGUACAGCGCGCUGUGGGCGCUGACGUCGGAUAAGGUCCAGAAUGGCUGGUACUACAACGACCCGGACCAGCCAGGAAAGGAGUCGGCGCAGGCUUCGGAUGAGAAGCUUGGCAUUGCGUUGUGGGAUCUCUCCCACCGCAUCAUCAAGGAGAAGCUUGGGGAGGAUGCGUUGGCCGAUUGGAAUGCAUGUGCUUGAAGUGAUGGCGGAAGCGAAGCUGAGCAAUAAGGGGUCUAGAGGCAAGCAUAACCAACUCAAGCUUGGUAGUAAUGUGAGACAAAUAUUCUCCGGGGUAUAGCAUGAUUGCUACUUGCCUACCUACAAUGACAGUCCC